Messenger RNA from Culicoides brevitarsis, 734 nucleotides. RefSeq lists its product as uncharacterized. The transcript has 4 exons. NCBI's taxonomy places the organism in Eukaryota, Metazoa, Arthropoda, Insecta, Diptera, Ceratopogonidae. The record is from RefSeq and is a predicted model, not a curated record. The coding region runs from base 49 to 636 and encodes 195 amino acids.
GCUAUCAUUCUGUCAAAGUCGGCAUCGGCGAAGGUUUAAAACUGAAAAAUGGCUCUCGCGACACUCUUUUUUGUACUUUUAGUGACUCAUUCACUCGUAACAGCCCAAGAUGACUGCUCCUCGGGCCCAAAUAACACAGAUCCGAACGAUUGUUGCGCCACUCCGAUGCUCAUCUCAAUGGAAAUCAUCACAGAAUGCCUUACCGCGUACGGCGACAUGCAAAAGAAGAAAAAUGAUUUGCCGGGACCCAAGCGAGGAUGUUGCAUUGGUGACUGCAUCACGGAGAAAAUGGGCGUAAAUCCCUCUGGCGAUGGAAAUCUCGAUCGAAAUGGACUCCGAAUGAAGCUAAUUGAUCAUUUAAACGGAGAUGCGGUAUGGAAAGACACUCUCAACGCGGCGAUCGACAAAUGUUUCGCCAUGGCAGACUCAAAAGCAGACGAAUUUAAGGCAGCAAUGGAGUUGAAACCCGCUUUUGAAGGCGAAAAAAUUUGUCAUCCGAUUUCGGGAACGACUCUUGGUUGCAUUUCCAACGAGAUUUUCAUCAAUUGUCCCGCUGGCAUUUGGCAAGGAUCGGGCGAAUGUGAUGCAAUUAAGGCGUACGUUCAACGGUGCGAAACGAUUCCGAGACAUGCAUAAAAGUUUUAAAAAUUGUUCUUGUUGAAAAAAUUAUUAAGCAGCCUGAAAAUAUACAAUCAACAGUUAAUAUUUUAGAGGGUAUUCAUUUAUUGAGAGGA